AUGACAUCUACCGGAACUGUAGGUUCACAAUCUAUGUUUAAUGACUCUGAUAAAGAAAAUGCUAUGGACAUUGUAAAUGAUGAUCAAGAGGGAGACGAAUCGGUUGCAUAUUCCGUAAAACUCGACGAAAUUCUUGGGACUAAUUCAUAUGAUCCAGAUCAGGACAAAGACGAAAAACGAUGGUUGCGAAAAGAGUAUAGAAAUCUUAUAAAUUCUACAGAAGAGAACAGACAAGAGUACCUGAGAUCUGAAUCAGAUGGUCUCUCCAACAAUAUUGCAAAGGCAAAUGAAUUACAUCAGAGAGUCAAGAAUACGCAUGAAGCAACACUAGAUUCGCGCCUUUUAGUAUUAACGAGUGGUCUGGGAGUUCAAAAAGCUCGUCGUAUGAAAUUGGAUAAUAAUUCUUUUGAUGUUGAUAAUUAUGUGUCAAAAUUAAUUACAUUUAUGGGUGGCAGACAAUUAGAUAGUGAUACUCCGGAUUUGGAUUGGAAAUCAAUUGGAAGAUUAGCUGCUCAAUUUACGAAUCGAGUGCCAACAAGUGAUUUUAUGCUUGGUCCUCUUUCUGUUGAAACAAAAGAGCGUGAAAAAAAAAUACGACAUUCCUUGAAUAAAGAUAAGAAUGCUUUGAGAGAACCCCAACAGCUAAAAGAAAAGGAUAUCGAAAGACAAGAGAAUGAGACGACAAGGAAUGUUAAAAUGAUUUUUGAUAUUUUGGGAGAUGAACAGCCGAUAAAUUUCUUUGAAUUUAUCAUUAAUCCUGAAUCCUUUGGUCAAACUGUUGAAAAUUUAUUUUAUUUGUCGUUUUUGGUACGUGACGGUAAAGUAAAUAUAGAUGAUGAUUCUGGACAACCGGUUCUAACAUUAUGUGAACCACCGACCGCUGACGAUUACGGGAAUGGUUUAAUUAAAAAACAAUUAUUGAUGGAAAUUGAUAUGAGCACAUGGCGGGAGAUAAUUGAAGUAUAUGAAAUUAAAGAAUCUGUAAUUCCAACACGAAUCAGUCGUCAACCGACUACUGGAAAAUGGCUAGGAUAA
Funneliformis mosseae is the source of this 1035-nucleotide messenger RNA. Lineage: Eukaryota; Fungi; Glomeromycota; Glomeromycetes; Glomerales; Glomeraceae. The record is from the annotation of a GenBank genome assembly.